Spinacia oleracea (spinach) is the source of this 2085-nucleotide messenger RNA. RefSeq lists its product as uncharacterized. The record is from RefSeq and is a predicted model, not a curated record. The transcript has 8 exons. Bases 363 to 1733 code for a protein of 456 amino acids. NCBI's taxonomy places the organism in Eukaryota, Viridiplantae, Streptophyta, Magnoliopsida, Caryophyllales, Amaranthaceae.
GACAUCACAAAAUGACGAUAUUAACCGGGUUGGGAAAUGGUGGGGAAAAGCGGCGUUAGGUUUGGGAAAUACCUCUCUUUCUCCUUCGUUAUCCCAGCUACUGGUACGGGCUUAGCUCCGGUCAUCCUACACCCUCCGCAACCUUCAUUAUCUCUCUCCUCACCCCUCUCCGUCCGUUUGUAUAUCCGUUAAUUUCUAAAAAUAAAAACCCCUCCUUUCCACCUUCCUGUGGCGGGAAAAUGAACUACAAAAUCCGAUCAUUCAAAAUUUGAGUUAAAAUGAAGCUGAAAAAUCAAAUUAAAAUCACGGAUUUGGGUAUCUGAGGUGAGAUUAUUGAUGGGAUUGUAAGAUUAUAGCGGGAUAUGGAAACUAGGGUUUCAGUUCAUAAUUAUACCAGCGCUGAUAAUGAUGAAAACAACACCAACCAUAACACCAAUGAUAUCAAUUUAAGAUCAGCUGAUUCUUACAUUGAUGAGAGUAAUUUGGAUGAAGUGAAAGAGGGUGGUGAAAUCGACCGAAUUAGUGAUGGCGAUUGUGAUGCCGUCACUGUAGAUAGUUUAGAUCACGACGAGGGCUCUAAUAAUAUUGAGUGCUUAGAUGAGGCAUACAAAAGCCCUAUUCAGAUUCCGCACAUUGGUGUCGAAGAUGAUCGGUCUAGUCUAGGAAGUAGUGGGUCUCUAAGAAAUUCCUUCAAUGCGCUAACAACGAAGGAUGUUUUGCCAAUUGAAACUGCAAGAGCAAGGUUCUUGCAAAUUGUUUUGGAUAAUUUCAUCACUGAGCAUAUUAUGGAGAAACGGGGUACUUGUAUGAAUAAUAUUGUUGAGCUCGGAGAUGAUAAAUCAAACAAGAGAAAAUCAACAGACGUUCAGUAUGAAGGAGACCCAAGGUUUGUUUUGCCGCUGAUGUAUGUGGCUAACUUGUACGAAACUAUGGUCACUGAAGCGAACAUGAGAAUUGCCUUGUUAAAUGGUUUGCGUGAAAAGACUAUUGGAGUUGCUCUUGAAGCAUCCGGCGGGCUGUAUAGAAAGUUGACUCAGAAAUAUCCUAAAACAGGUUCUUAUUCUUUUAAAAGACGGGAAUUGGCUACUUCUCUCGAAACAAGGACUAGGUUCCCAGAAUUAGUUGUACAAGAAGAGAAGCGGGUUCGAUUUGUAGUGGCCAAUGGCUUAGAUAUUGUUGAGAGACCAAAUAGUGUUCCUGAUGAUGAUGCAGAAUGGUUCAAGCGUUUGACCGGUCGGACUGAAAUAGCAAUUACUGCCAGGGACUACAAGUUCUACAACCCAAGGCAUAAAGUUAGGCGUGCCUUAUCAAACACUUCACCCAAUAUCCCUUGUUUGCUUUCAUACCCCAGCAACAGUGACCACGAGUUCCAGUCUGCAACAGAGAAUCCAAGGGAGCAGCAGACACCAUCAAAACAUCCUUUGGUGACGUUGGCUCGCCAGCCACAAUUUGAAGCCGUUAUCGUGAACAAUCAUCAGUCUCUUGACCAGAAUCAACAGACUAUGCGUAUACCUUGCACUCAUGAAAGUGGGCAAUCUUCCCAUGGCCAUGAAUCUCCAAUUCUUUCUCAGAACAUGGCAUCAUUAGAGUCUCUUGGAGGAAGCCACAUAGUAGGUCGUUUGCAUAUGAUGCCAACUAGUCCUGCAAAGUUCUGUGAUGAAUGUGGGUCUCCGUACCUGAGACCAACUUCCAAGUUCUGCUCAGAAUGUGGUACAAAGAGGUUUGGGAUUUGAGUCGCUCCUACUAAACUAUGUACUUCAUGAAUCUUCGAUUAUUAUCUUGUUAUGUUCAUACUGUAUGAUUGAAUUCAAGUUAUACCUUUCAUUAGCACCAGAAUAAUGGCCUUGUUCCUAGGCUUUAGUCUAUUUAUUUGCGGGAGAAUAUCUCCAUGCAACUACUCCAAAAGUCCAAAUCCCCUAUACUACUACUGUUUGUAUAACAAAUAGACCAAAAGUUACAUAGUGUUGUAUGUAAUCCAUGUAUUAAGACGAUAGUGCAAAAGUCAUAACAGUGUUGUAUGUAAUCCAUGUAUUUAGAAAUGAAGUUAGUGAUACAUGUUAAUUUUUUUGUGUUGUUUACCAACAA